Bactrocera latifrons is the source of this 2689-nucleotide messenger RNA. Its product is annotated as protein timeless homolog. The record is from RefSeq and is a predicted model, not a curated record. Gene Ontology annotation, biological process: DNA replication checkpoint signaling; DNA repair; replication fork arrest. Gene Ontology annotation, cellular component: replication fork protection complex. Gene Ontology annotation, molecular function: DNA binding. NCBI's taxonomy places the organism in Eukaryota, Metazoa, Arthropoda, Insecta, Diptera, Tephritidae.
UUUUCAUCGGAUGGAACAUCGUACGUGAGCUUUCCAUUUAAAUUUAAUGAACGGUUCUUUUGCAAGUGCUAAUUUUCUUCUAAGUGAAAUAAUUGCAAUUUCGUGUUACAAUAUGUUUACAUAAAUGUUUAGUGAACGUGUUUUGUCUAAUAAUAAGCUGAAAUAAAAUAGAAAUUAUUUCAACAAAAGCAAAUGUCAAACAAAACAAAAAGUGCCGUUGGACGAAGCGCCAAGUACUUACAAGAGGUACAUAUUUAAUCAAUUCCAAUUCAAAUGACAGAAGAGCAAGAACGAUCAUUCAUUAACACACCACAGAGCAGCAAUAACCAGAGAACGUGUAAAUGGUAUACGUUCUCUGCAAUAACUCAACGAUCUAAACAAAGAGCGUAUACGAUAUAAUUUACGUUCUUUACGAACGUACGAACUCAUCAGAGAAUCAUGAUAGACGUUCUUUGAACUCAUGCACCGUUUUUCACCAAAACCAAAAUUACUCAACACACUAAAAUACACGCCAUCAACAAGUGGCAAGGCGGUACGAUCAGCUGUUCACCGAGUUUGCAAAGCUGGCGCGCACAUCUGUCAGUUCACGUGCGAAUUUGAGUUUGUUUACAUCUAUCAAAACAAUUGUGAAAUAUUUAUCUAAUAAAACUCGCGUUCGGGAGUGCGGUUCGGUAAAAUUGAUAAUUAAACUAGUGUAAAUAAAGUGUUAAUCGUUUAUUUGUUUCCAACGCAAUGUCGAUUUUACUCGCGGAUAUCGAUGCCACUUGCGCGGCGCUUGGCUAUUACGAUAACGAACGCUAUUUGGCCGAGCCGGACGCAUUGCAGGGCCUACGGCAUUUAAUAUGGAUUUUGCGACGCGAUUUGGAAAACCAUGAAUACCGUCGUCACUUGGGGCAUGCCAAAGUCUUGCAAACAGAUUUGGUGCAUAUGUUGCAUGAUUAUGUGCACGAUCCGGAAUAUACAGAUGCGCUUGUGCGUUUAAUGGUCAUCUUAACAAAUCCAACUUUGUUGCUAUAUCGCGAAGGACCACCAAAAGAUUUCCAUAGUCGUAAAGUUUUCAUGGAAUUGAUUGAAAUUUCACAAGGUUAUAAGAGUGCCUUUACACAAGACAAAGUUUGGGUACCACUAUAUGGCAUAAUGAAAAAGGGAUUGGAAAUCGACUGGGCGAUACGCAGCGAGGAGCAGAGCUUGAUGAUUGAGCGCGUCCUUGUGCUGAUACGGAACGUGCUUCAAGUGCCAGCCAAUCCGGAGGCGGAGUGUCGUGCCGAUAACGAUGCCAGUCUGCAUGACCAAGUUAUCUGGGCGCUGCAUCAGUCGGGCCUCAUGGAUUUGGUGUUGUUUGUGGUGUCAUCACCGGAUGAGCAUCAGUUUCAUUUGCACGGUUUAGAGAUUUUGUGUCUGCUCUAUCGCGAACAAACAGCCGAAUCCCUAGCGGAUGCAUCGUUGCAACGCAGCAUUGCCGAGAAGCAACGCGACGAGCAGGAAUUGCUGGCAGCGCGUCGCCGCGAGCGACAACGGCUGCAGAGCAAACCGCCGACGAUGCGACAUUCACGUUUCGGCGGCACGUAUGUAAUACGGAAUAUGAAAUCCGUGUCGGAUCGCGACAUCAUUUGCCAUCAGCCGUUGGAACGUGUUAUGUCGAUUGAUUUCGAUCGUGAGAAGAAUCAGCAGAAGCGCUCAUUUCGCCAUGUUAAGGAGAAUGUCGAGCUGACGCGGCGCAGUGCGUUCUCAGUGCGUUUGUGCCUGCGCGAGUUCUGCAUUGAGAUCCUUCGCUCGGCUUACAACACGCUGGUGCGCCAGGUGCGGCGUGUGCUAGAACGUAACGCCGGCACUGACAACCAUGAUGACUCGUACCUUCUGUGGGCGGUACGAUUUUUCAUGGAAUUCAAUCGGUUGAGCGGCAUGCAGCUGGAGUUGGUGAGCGAGUCGUUGAGUGUGCAGUGCUUUCACUGGGUGCUUACGCGUAUGCAACAUGAUAUGGACAUGAUUAUCAGCGACAAGAAGCAGGCGCGCGUCUGGGCGAAACGCUUACAUGUCGCACUACAGACAUUCCGUGAAUUGUUGUUGAGUUUGUUGGCGCUGCAGAAAGUUAAGGACGAUCGCGCGUUGGCCCUCUUCGAUAUGCUAUUGAAUAAUGUCUGCUAUGUGCUGGAGUAUCGAGAGACAAUAUUGCAUCUGUUAAUGAACUACAAUGAAGCGCAUAGCACCAAAGCUUAUCUACGCGAUGUGAUCGAAACGGCCAACAUUUUCAUUAAAAUGAUGGAGAAGUUCUGCAAGGACACCGUGCUGUUGCAGGAGAAGAAACGCACCAAAAAGGGCGGACGAAAGUCGAAAGCAAAUAAAAAGCCGGAACCAAAACCGCAACUCACUGAGGAGGAGCUCUCCAAUAAGUGGGCUGAAAUAGCCGGCGAGAUAGGYGAAACACUCACCAAUGAACUCCAGUUGCCCGAAGAGGAUCAACCGCUGCCAUUCGAUGCGACAUCUGAGAAAAGCAUCGACGAUCARAAGGAAGACUGUAUGCUGCGUUUGCAUCGGUUUUUGCGCGAUCAGCUAUUUGAAAAGGCCGUUUCCCUACUGCGAGCAGCCAGAGAGGUCUGGCCGGAGAACGACGCUUUCGGCGCCAUGUCCGCCGCRCCAGAAGAUGAAUUGUUGCUGCUGCGUGAGAUCUACAUGCACAACAUUGAAUCAG